This is a messenger RNA of Durio zibethinus, 1440 nucleotides long. Lineage: Eukaryota; Viridiplantae; Streptophyta; Magnoliopsida; Malvales; Malvaceae. The record is from RefSeq and is a predicted model, not a curated record.
AUGACAUGUAAAGGCAAGAUGGAUGAGGCAAGAAAAUUAACAGAAAUCAUAGCCUCUUCUGUCUGCCUGGUUGCCUCACAAAGAGAAGUUUCUUCUGCACUUGCCUGCGAUUCAGCCUAUCUUCAUCAUCUUCACCAUUCUUUGCUCAAAGACAAGGCUGCUCUUCUAGCAUUCAAGGAGUCCAUAUUAGUUGAUCCAAAUUCCAAACUUACAAACUGGGAAGAGGUUGUUCCUGUUUGCAACUUCACUGGUGUCACAUGCAACCACUUUUUCGGCACCAUUCCGCCUGAACUUUCCUCCCUCCAACGCCUCCAAAUUCUCCGCCUAAAUAGAAAUAACUUAAGUGGUCCAAUACCAGACAGUUUCGUCCUACUCACCAACCUCACUCUAUAUGAAGUUAGUGAAAACAAAUUGACAGGUCCCCUGCCGCCUUCUUUUUUCUCGAACUGCACACAGUUACAAAAUAUAGACCUCUCUUUCAACUACAUCAGAGGUCAAAUUCCAGCAGAAAUCGGAAAUUGUCCAAAUUUAUGGACUGUCAAUUUAUUCAAUAAUCAACUUACAGGGCAACUUCCUACCUCCUUAACCAACAUUACACUGUAUAAUCUAGAUGUGAAUUACAAUCUUCUAUCUGGUGAACUACUUACAGACAUAGUACAGAAGCCGUCUUGUCUCGCCUUUCUUCAUUUAUCCUAUAACAACAUGACAAGUCAUGAUAAUAACACCAAUCUCUAUCCAUUCUUUGCUACAUUGGGAAAUUGUACUUAUUUAACGGACCUUGAAUUGGCUGGAAUGGGCCUUGGCGGAACAUUACCCAGCACCAUUGGCCAUCCUAGACUAAAGUGUCUAGAAUUGCAAGAAAAUCACAUCUUUGGUUCGAUUCCUCCAGAAAUAGGAAAUCUUUCAAAUAUUACAGUGCCGAACUUAGCAUCCAAUUUUCUAAAUGGAACAAUCCCGGAAGAGGUCAGUCUUUUGUUAAAUUUGGAGCAGCUUCUUUUGUCCCACAACUUUUUCAGCUUCAGAAUUCCUGUAGCAUUAGGGAAGCUCCCUCAUCUUGGUCAGCUAGAUCUAUCAAACAACAAAUUCUCUGGAGAAAUUCCAUCCAACCUAGGAGAUUUAGAUGCACUUCUAUAUUUGUUUCUCAAUAACAACCUCCUUUCAGGGACAAUACCACCAAAACUACUCAAAUGCAUAAAUCUUUACAUGCCUGAUCUGUCCCACAAUAGAUUAACAGGGAGGGUACCUCCAGAGAUAGCAGAACUACAUGAAAUGAGACGAUUUAUAAAUUUUUCACACAAUCUUCUUGAAGGCCCUUUGCCAAUUGCACUCAACAAACUCGAAAAUGUUCAAGAAGUGGAUCUUUCAUCAAACAACCUUGGUGGGAAUAUCUUUUGUAACACCCACAAUCCCACAUCGGAAGGAUGUGUGGAUAACGAAUGA